GAGAGAGAAAGAGAAGGAGGUGUGGGUAGACUUAGAAGAAUAAAGAGGAGGGGAGAGAGGACGAAAGAACCAGGAGAUAAAGGAAAUAAAGAUAAAGAAGCAGAGAGGGACACUGACUCCCUUCCAAGAUAGAGAGAAAAGGACGUGGACAGUAGAAAGGAAGAGUGAAACAGACAGAGUCUGAACAGAAGGGUGUCUGGGUCAGAGAAUGUGAGGGUAGAGAGAGAAGGAAGGGACAGGAGAGGCAUCCAUCCAGGAUACAGACUGUGCUCAGGGUGAGUGACUGAUCCAAGGGGCAAAGUGGCUGAUCUUCCGCACCCCCCACCCCCGAAGGUUAUAGCAGUCAGGGGCCCUCUUCAUGCACAGUGUUGAGAUUGGCAUUAAAAUGGGGAAGGAGCAGUGAAUGGGCUGGAGGUGGAUCAAGAUAUUAGGGUCCACAGGGGAAAAGUUGGGUUUUGUGCAGAGAUCGCCAAGCAAGGCUUGGGUGGGGAGAAGGGGAGAGUCUUUGGGGAGAAGGCGAUACCAAUGGACAGAGCUGGCAUCGACUCAGAGUGGGGGAUGAGGAGGAGCUGGCUACCUCUGUAACCUCAAAAUCCUUGGCUUGUUGCUCCUGCACUUGGAGAUUUCUGCAGCUUUGGAAUUAUCCAGGACACAAUGUGCGAGAACAGCAGAGAUUGCGGGAGUCCUGACAGCUCUUCGGUCAAUUCCCCACAACGGCGGCGAACAAUGAACAGCUCUCCACCCCUCCAUUCCUCUGUCGUCGGGCCAGGCGUCUCGUCUUCGGUUAGUUCUCCCGUCAGCAGCGUUGGCGCGCACUUCUCAGUCAUCAGCUCUUCCUUGAGCUCCACUUCAACACCGUCCCUGGGCUAUCGGCCUGUGAACAGCCCACAGAUAAACUCCACAGUCAGCAUGUCAAGUUUCCACACCGUCAGCAGUUCUGAUGACGUUCAGUCAUCGCUGGGCACGAACCAGGCUGUUUCUUACCCAGCUGGCUCUGCCACCUUGUCACUGAGGCGCAUCUGUGCCAUUUGUGGAGACCGGUCUUCAGGCAAACACUAUGGUGUCUAUAGCUGCGAGGGUUGCAAAGGCUUCUUCAAGCGGACAGUGCGAAAGGAUCUGUCCUACACCUGCCGCGACAGUAAGGACUGCACGAUCGACAAACGCCAACGGAACCGCUGCCAGUACUGCCGCUACCAGAAGUGCCUGGCCACAGGCAUGAAGCGAGAAGCCGUCCAGGAGGAGAGGCAGAGGAGCAGAGAGAGGGGCGAAGAGGUGGAGUCCACCAGCGGGGCCAACGAUGAAAUGCCUGUGGAGAAAAUCCUGGAGGCCGAGGUGGCGGUGGAACAGACAUCCGAGCUGCAGGCUGACGGGGCGGGAAACGAAGUGGCUUCGAUCCCGCCCACUGAUCCGCGAGCCCACACCAAGACCCCGCCCCUCCUCACGGCCCCGCCCACUCACCCAUCGCCCAUUCUAACCGAACCGUACAGCCAGGGCCCCGCCCUAAUAACCAUCCUGCCCGAUCACGCCGGACCCCACCCACACAAACGCCCCGCCCCCGCGGCCUUGUCCCCGCCUACCCACUCACUGACCCGCCCAUUCAAGUGGUUCGUUUCCCGCUUAGAGCCCCGCCCACUCCUUGUGGCCCCGCCCGCUCGCCGGGCCACGCCCCACGGUGCUGGGCCUAUCGGUGCCCUCGCUGUGCGCUUGCGCAGAUCGCCGUUGGCCGUGAUUGUGUGGAGUCGUCGCUGUGAGUUAGUCACCUGA
Messenger RNA from Rhincodon typus (whale shark), 1764 nucleotides. Its product is annotated as retinoic acid receptor RXR-beta-A-like. The record is from RefSeq and is a predicted model, not a curated record. The coding region runs from base 655 to 1764 and encodes 369 amino acids. The transcript is spliced from 6 exons. Gene Ontology annotation, molecular function: retinoic acid-responsive element binding; zinc ion binding; nuclear receptor activity. NCBI's taxonomy places the organism in Eukaryota, Metazoa, Chordata, Chondrichthyes, Orectolobiformes, Rhincodontidae. Gene Ontology annotation, biological process: anatomical structure development; positive regulation of transcription by RNA polymerase II; retinoic acid receptor signaling pathway. Gene Ontology annotation, cellular component: RNA polymerase II transcription regulator complex.